AGCUAGUUUAGCUCAAACGAUUUUUCAGUUGAGCACUUUGUAAGUGAUUAAAUCGGAGGGAGAGCAUGCCGAGUCGCCACCUCGGCGCCGCUUGCCAGCGCGGCGUAAAAUUCUUAUGCCUCGCGGUCGGCAUCACCGCCUCGGCCAGCGGCGUCACCAUGGACAUCAAUGAUACCUCCGUGCUCCGAGUUGCCAUGAUAUCGGACCUGCAAGCUACCAGCAAGGAUGAGUCAUCUUUCUCAACUGGCUUGAAGUUUGGCAUGCAGUACAUCAGAGACCAUCUGGGCGGAAUGUCCGUGGGAGGGGCAUCAGGGCCAAAGCUCCAAAUCGAGGUGAUCGAGUACGACUCAAUGGGCGACACAACCAACAGUGGGCAAGUCGCCGAUAUGGUCGCGCUGGCUGCCAACGGCCUGGACAUGAAUAGCAACCCAGUGGGCGACAUUGAUGUGAUCGUGGCGGCCACAAGCUCGACGAACGUGGCCGUAAUCAACAGUGCCGAGGAUGUGUUCAUCCCGAAUGUCCACGCCGGCGGCGGGAAUCCCGCCAUUUGGACCACCGACAACACCUACGCGUUCGGCAUGCACCUACCGUUCCCCGAGUACACCAAGGGGCCGAUGAAGCUUUUCCAGCUGCAUGGCAUGAAGACCAUUGGCAUCAUCAGAUCCGAGAGCUUUGGCUUUGCCAAAAUCUCCACAGUUCACGCGCUGAAAUGGGCGCAGCAGGCGAAUCUCACAGUCGUGGGGCCUACUGCUGACUGGUGCAUCAGCAACGCCGACUAUUACAAUACCUGCAGGCUCGUUGACGGCAAGUGCCGCUGCGGUGAGCAGGACAUCGCCGACGAUUUCAAUUUGGGCAUCACGGUCACGGACGGGCCCACAUUCUACGAAAUCGUGGAUGACGGUAGUAAGCCUGGGCCCUGCACAGCUAGCGGGGACUGCUCACGAGGACUGCACAACACGAACCUCACGAAUUUCCACAGGCGCGCUAUCCAGGACAUGAAGAGGCAGGGCGUUCCAGACGUUCUCCUGAACUUCGCCCACGGGUACCACAACGUCGUGCAGGCCAUGGUGGAAGAGGAAUUCGCUCCCAAGGUCGUGGUGGGCUGGCAGGGUGGAACGACAACGAGCUGGGCCAUGGAGGCUACGGACACCUUGCAGAAGCCGCACGGUUACUGGAACGUGGGGUUUGGCCAGUGGCACAAGGCGAUGGCCUACACCGACCCCGUGUUCGGAUCCACGGCAGAAGCAGUGGAGAAAUUCGAGAGUGCGGACUACAGCGCGUUCCACAGCGGGAAGGACGGGAGUGAGCUGGGCUACGACACGGCUGGAGGAGUUGCCACGGCGGUGGUGCUGUACCAGGCUUUGAAGCAGUACGUAGAUGCGGACUUCGUAAACAUGUCGAAGCAGGAAAGGCGCGAUGCGCUCCGAAACGGGAUCGGCGACAUGAAUGAUGAGACAAUGUGGGGGGUCGUCCGCUUCAACCGCUACAACCAGAACAAUGGCCGCGGCACAGCUGCUUUUCAGAUCGUAGCUGAUACUACCAAGUGGCCAGUCUCGGACGCGAAGCAAUUGUGCAUCCUGCCAUCUGACGCCGCGGAGACUUCUCUCGUGAUACCGUUCGCCACUUGGGAUUCGCGCUUCACGGGCUGCUCGAACGGCACGUACAACACCGGGGCUGAGUGUGAGCCUUGUCAGGCGGGCAAGGCGAUGUCCGCUGAGUCGCCUGGCUUUUUCGUGGAUGGGGAAGAGCCGUUGAGAGACUGCGAGGAGUGCGAGCAGGGUAAGUACCAGACCGAUGUUGGGGGGGCGAUGUGCCUCGACUGCAGCGCCAACUCCUAUUCGAGCGCCACUGGCAUGUCCGCCUGCACCCAGUGUUCCGCGGGCAGAAUGCAGCACCUCACCGGACAGACGAGCUGCUACAAUUGCGCGAAGGGUACUUUUUCGAACGUGACCCUGGACGAGUGCGAGCCGUGCGCGGCAGGCACGUAUGCGGAUUCCACCGGGAUGGAGGCGUGCUUGGCAUGCCCCAGCGGUAAAGCGAUCGGCGAGCCCGGACAGUCCGCCUGUAUGAAUUGCGCGCUUGGCAAGAUCGCGAUUACGAUGGGGAUGGUUGAAUGCGAUGCGUGCCCAGGCGAUCUGACGACGCAGUACCCUGGUUCGACACUGUCGAAGGAAUGCCAGUGUCCAGAGGGCAAGUACAGGGACAAGGCCGACCGCACAUCUUGCCGCGACUGCCCUGAAGGGAUGACCUGCGCCUUCGGGUCAGACGAGAUCAACUGGGACCUCGCAGGCUCCCGCAGGCUGACGAUGAGUGACGCGGGCCCUACGACACCGCAGCUGCAAUCGGGCUUCUUCUCGGCAGAGUCGUCCCCACUUUCCGUCUACAAGUGCCCGCUCGAGGACGAAUGCUCUUGCCCGGGAGGCGACCCUGGAGACUGCUCUGGGGAAGGAGAGAAGGCGCGCGUGGGCCUGCUCUGCUUCGACUGCCAGGAGGGCUUUGUGCGCACGGAGUGUGGCUGCGAGGAGUGCUCGCCCAUGAGUAUGGUUGGCAUCGUCGUGCUUCCCAUUAUCGCCUUCGGUGGCUGCAUCGUGCUGUACUACCUCGGGAACUCCACAUACAGCAUUAAAGGAUCCAUAUCUUUGACGUUCUUCAUAUUCGCGGGGUUAGUGAUCACCGUACUCUGGUUGUGCGCCAUCAUGAACGAUCUCGCGGUUCCCUGGCCAAAGGCGCAGAAGUCGGUUUUCAAGGCGUUGUCGAUCUUCGCACUGAACCCAGACGCGUUGAGACUCGAGUGCAGCAUCGGCACAGACCCAGUCCUGUCGUACACAUUGCGGUGCGCCCUCCCGAUCGCCAUCAUCCUCGCGGUCGUGAUUUGCCACGGUGUUUCCAAGGCGGUCGCCCUCGCCAAGCCGGCGCUAGGUUGGGAUGUCAACAAGUCGAUCAACACCGUCGGGGCAAUUUUCCAGGCUUUGUUCAUCCUAAUUGUGGUGAUCGGCGUCACGCCGCUGAACCAUUACUCCCACCCGAACGGCAUGCAGAGCUUGGUCACCUCCCCGACGGUCAUGUAUGGCGAGUCUGGUGACUGGGAGGUCUUUCUGGGACUUGGUAUUGUCGUGCUGAUGGUCUUUGUGGUCCCGUUCUUCGCCAUCACCGUGUGGGCGACCGUGAAAGCGCCACAACUCAUGACGCAAGAGUCCUUUCCUAUUCGUUUCCGCUUCUGGCUGUAUCGUUUCCGUCCAGACUGCUGGUGGUGGGGUAUCCUGCUCAAUGUGCGGCAGCUCCUUCUCGCGUUCGUCUCAUCGGUGCCGGCCGACGAUCCGCACUCACAGUCCACCUACUUUGUGAUAGUUUUGGGGGCGUACCUGAUCCUGCAGACGAGGUAUUGGCCAUGGAAGAACCAUGAAUUGAACAUGGCGGAGGCCUCUUUGCUGGCACUGGUCAUGUUCAUGAUGAAGUCCGUGACGGCCUUCAUGCCGACCUCAACUGAAGACCACCAUUCCGGAUUGCUUACGUUCUUCAUGGUGCUGGUUGUGGUGGAGAUCAAUGUCAUUUGUGCACUGAUUGGUUGGGCGUUCUACAACAAGGUGGAUUUGGGCGCAGAGUUUUCGUUCCGCACUGGGGAGAACUUGCAAGAGAAGCUGGCCGUCCAGUGGCAGGAGCUCGUGAAAGUGUGCCACAAUCUCGAUGACGGGGAGACGAAGGGCAUCUUCAAAGGCAUGAACAGCUACGAUGUCCAGACUGUCCUGCAGUCCAUCAACGCCUUCCACGCAGCAGCGCCACAAACCAUUCCACAGGUAAAGACGAACAGUCUCAUGAACGACAUGGCGUUGACGCGCGUCAUCUCCAAAACAGAGGUACAGGCAGAUGAGAGGCGCCGGUCGUCAAGGAGCAGCCAGGCCAGCUUGGGAGAUCCGGUUCCUGAAGCGUCAAGGAGCAGCCAGGGCGGCCAGGGAGAUGCGGUUCCUGAAGCGUCAAGGAGCAGCCAGGCCAGCCAGGGAGAUGAUGCGGUUCCUGAAGCGAGUGAAGCGGUUCCUGAAGCGAAUGAAGCCUGAGGCAGAACCAGAUCAGGCAGCUCAUAUCAGUGAGGCAGGUCCUGGUCCAGCAGUUGAGGACCAACCCGUUGCUGCGUCCGUGAUGUAGCAGCACAAGAAGGUGAUGCCAUUCCACCGACCCCCAGAAGAGGCGGGGAGUCCACUGUUGAGGCGUCGUGGGCUUCUUGGGCACUAUCUGGGCUCUGGAGAGGUCAUCCUAGUCAUUUUGGUCAUCCUUGUCAUUUUGCUUCUGGGCCUGGGGUAGCUCCCGGUGCUCGAUUUUCAGCACUGGUGUAUAUUUUCUGUAUUUUUGCUGCGCGCCCUCCCCCCAUGCCUUCUUUGAAGGUUCCCCCCAACUCGCUCGAAAGUUGCCUUCGGCUUCUAACCUCGCUCCAUUUUGGAUGCCGCCGUGGCCCUCAAGCAGGCCGAGGCCCCGUCGCCCCCUGCCCGCGUGUCAACGGGCAGGGCAAAAGACACGCAGAAGCAAGAGGAAGAGGAGGAGGAGGAGAAGGACGAGGAUUAUGAUGAUGAAUGACGUAUGGAGGAGGAGGAGGAGGCAGAGCUUCUGAAGGCUUUGGCCACAGCCGCGCAAUGCGCGGCGCUGCCGCACUUGGCCCCGCUUGCUCACCGCAAGCCGUUUUUCCGCUGGCUCGGGCGCUUCCCUCGUCGCAGCAAGCGCAAGCUCGGCCCCGUGCUCGAUGCGCUUUGGAUGCCGCGCAAAGCUCAACGCGGGCUGCCCUGCAAGCCGUCGAGCGCCCCCCUCGGCAAAAUUGGCCACAGGCGGCUUCGGCGGCAGUAGAUGUGAAGAAAGCGUUGCCCCCCCCCCAGACGCUCCAACCUCCUCCUCCUCCUCCUCCUCCUCCUCCUCCUCCUCCUCCUCCUCUCACGAGGUCAUCCUCCCUUGCGCAAUUCGGCAGCAUCAGCUCGAACCUCGCGAUACAGUUAUUCGUGCCCACAGGGGACAUGCCUCUGGGACGUCUCAAGUGUUCCGCAAGCCCGGCCGGCUGCCGCCAGCGACACCUGGGGCGACACGUGACCGAAAGAGGUCCGCGGUUCCUUCCUUGUUUCCACCUCGCCACCGG
Messenger RNA from Prorocentrum cordatum, 5113 nucleotides. The record is from the annotation of a GenBank genome assembly. Lineage: Eukaryota; Dinophyceae; Prorocentrales; Prorocentraceae.